This is a messenger RNA of Ananas comosus (pineapple), 1909 nucleotides long. Its product is annotated as endoplasmic reticulum-Golgi intermediate compartment protein 3-like. The coding region runs from base 238 to 1398 and encodes 386 amino acids. Gene Ontology annotation, cellular component: endoplasmic reticulum; COPII-coated ER to Golgi transport vesicle. The transcript has 13 exons. NCBI's taxonomy places the organism in Eukaryota, Viridiplantae, Streptophyta, Magnoliopsida, Poales, Bromeliaceae. The record is from RefSeq and is a predicted model, not a curated record.
CGCUGAAGCUUGCGAGAUCGAGAAACUCUGAAUAAAGAAGGCGAGGCGAGGAAGAAGACGAAGAGGGAGAGAUCGAUCGAAAAAAAAAAAAAAAAUCCGGAAUAAAUCCCUCGCAUUUUUUUUGCUCUCCUAUUUUUUUCCAAAAAUAAGUCGAAGGAUCGGAUCCUCUCCUCUUCAAUUCUUCGCCUUCCUCACUCGUCCUCGAUCGAUCGAUCUCUUGUUCAGAAACCCUAGAGAAUGGAUAAAAUCUUCGCCAAGCUCCGGAACCUGGACGCGUACCCUAAGAUCAACGAGGAUUUCUAUAGCAGGACCCUUUCCGGGGGCAUCAUCACCAUCGUCUCGUCCGUGAUCAUGUUCAUCCUCUUCGUCUCCGAACUUAGAUUGUAUCUUCAUGCAGUAACAGAAACAAAGCUCGUUGUAGAUACUUCAAGAGGAGAAACACUUCGCAUUAAUUUUGAUAUAACCUUCCCAGCCCUAUCAUGUUCAAUACUCAGUCUGGAUGCAAUGGAUAUUAGCGGUGAAGAGCACCUUGAUAUAAAGCAUGAUAUAGUCAAGAAGCGGAUUGAUGCCCAUGGCAAUGUCAUAGAAGCUAGACAAGAUGGAAUUGGUGCACCUAAGAUGGAAAAGCCUUUGCAAAAACAUGGUGGGAGGCUUGAACACAAUGAAACGUAUUGUGGUUCUUGCUAUGGUGCAGAAGUGUCCGACGACGAUUGUUGCAACUCUUGUGAAGAAGUUCGUGAAGCAUAUAGAAAGAAAGGAUGGGGCCUCUCAAACCCGGAUCUGAUUGACCAGUGCAAAAGGGAGGGUUUCCUACAAAGAAUAAAGGAUGAGGAAGGCGAAGGAUGCAACAUCUACGGCUUUCUAGAAGUUAAUAAGGUUGCUGGGAAUUUUCAUUUUGCCCCAGGCAAAAGCUUUCAUCAGUCAAAUAUGCAUGUUCAUGACUUGCUUCCGUUCCAGAAGGAUAGCUUUAAUAUUAGCCACCGAAUAAAUAGAUUAGCUUUUGGAGAAUAUUUUCCUGGUGCUAUCAAUCCUCUUGAUGGAGUGCAAUGGGUGCAACAAACACCAUAUGGGAUGUACCAAUAUUUCAUCAAGGUUGUUCCCACUGUCUACACUGACAUUAGUGGGCGUACUAUCCAGUCCAAUCAGUUUUCUGUAACCGAGCAUUACAGGGGUGAUGACAACGGUCGCAUCCAAGCCCUUCCUGGUGUUUUCUUCUUCUAUGACCUUUCGCCGAUAAAGGUUACCUUCAUGGAGCAACAUGUCUCUUUCUUGCACUUCUUGACUAAUGUUUGUGCUAUUGUUGGAGGUAUAUUUACUGUUUCUGGGAUAUUUGAUUCAUUUGUAUAUCAUAGCCAGAGAGCAAUCAAGAAGAAGAUGGAGAUCGGUAAAUUCAGCUGAUUGUCAAACUUGGUAACUUUUUUGUUCUUGAAAGUUAAACCACCUUUCUCGUGGGUGCUCGACCUAUCUGGUGCGACUUGAAUAUCCAAAAGUGACGUCGAGUCAGUUGGUGGGAUCGGGUUGGGUUUUGCUCUUUGUUAUAUUAUUUCGCGGCCCUGCAUCCUACAUGGAUGAAUGUCAUGUGGAUCACAAAUUCAAUCAUUUUAUAGCUGUUGUCUGUGUAAUUUAAAUUCAACAGGGGGAUAUUUGCUGUUGGAAGAGCAUUUGUGGGUGAUUAUACAUAUAGUAACAUUGAUGCAAGAUCACAGAGAACAAUGUGGAUGUUGGUAUUCGACAAGUCGGAACUUGAGUUGGUUGAAAGAUCUGUAUUGUUUUGUUAUCUUAAUUCCAGUUCCUAGAUGCAGAAGGUUAUCGAGUCUUGUACUAUUAUGUGAAUCACACAUAAGUGUUUAAAGUUUUAUUUGAGUGUUAAAUCUCUGAAAUUUCAAGAAAUGUUUUUGUUGUCUUUAAA